CUUUAUUGUCACUGCCCACAAUGAAAUCGGAGUAGUCACCAUUCCAAUGAAAAAAAAAUCUAACAAAGUAUAAUGAAAAAUAUCAAUAUGUACAAAGGAAAUGUGCAAAUAUAUAAAAUGUCCGUAAUGUGCAGAGUAAUCUGUACAGAUAUGAACAUGUCAGAUGAGUAAAAACAGGGGUGUCCAAAGCCAGGCCUCCUGGUGAUUUUCCAGACACCCUGCCGUAUUGAUUACCUGGAUCAGGUGUGUUUAGCCAAUAAGGAGCUUCAAUGGCAGGUUGGUUGGGAAACAUGAAGGACCCCACCCUCGAGGCCUGGAUUUGGACACCUCUGCUCUACAUGUUCCCCAUUAACAUGGAGGGGGCUGCGUCGGUGCCACGCUUCCUGAAAAUGAUCUCCCUGGUUUUCCUGGAGUUUACAGCAAGCUUGUUCUCCACCCUCAGCUAGAGCAGCACGAGCGCUCCACGGGGAAACAGACGUGAACGCGCCGCCACUCACCGGGCGCAUGCGCGGAUAAAUCGUAUCCAGAGAGGGCGGUGAGCUUCGUGUCGAGUCCGGCGUGAGUUUCGAUCCCACGCCGCUGCUGGCUGCGCGGCUGUGCACAUGCGCGCCCAAGCACGCGCAUUCAGCAGGACCGGACUGACGCAGAGAGACACGACUGGAGCGGAAUGCACCGGACUCCGGCGUGAACGGUGAACGGGAUGCUUGACUGGGAGAAGAUGGGGGGCGUCUCUAACGUUCUGACUUAGCCUCCGGUGUGCGACGGAGAGUCUGCGCAAAGUUUCCUCCAUGGCGCUGGUGAUGGAGCCGGUGAGCAAAUGGAGCACGAGCCAGGUGGUGGACUGGAUGAAAGGUCUGGAUGACUGUCUGCAGCAGUAUGUGGGCGUGUUUAAGCGUGGAGGCGUGUGCGGCGAGCGGCUGCUGAGGAUCAGCCACGCCGAGCUGGAGGAGCUGGGAGUCACUCGGAUUGGACACCAGGAGCUCAUUUUGGAGGCCGUGGACCUGCUGUGUGCACUGAACUCAGGUCUGGAAACAGAAAGCGUCAGAACUCUGGCUCAUAAACUCGGAGCCUCGGCCAAGAACCUGCAGAACUUCAUCUCUGGCCGCCGUCGGAGCAGCCAAUCAGAGAGCAGAACCUCACGGCGGCUUCCCAAUGACCUGCUGACGUCUGUCGUCGAUCUCAUCACCGCUGCCAAAAGCCUGCUGGCCUGGCUAGACAGGUCGCCCUUUGCUGCAGUGGCAGACUACUCUGUAACCCGAAACAACGUCAUCCAGCUCUGCUUGGAGCUCACCACCAUCGUACAGCAGGACUGUACCGUGUUUGAGACGGAGAACAAAAUCCUCCAUGUGUGUAAAACUCUGUCUGAGGUGUGUGAGCACAUCGUGUGCGUGUCAUCGGACCCGCUGGUUUCCCAGUCGGCCCACCUGGAGCUGGUCCACCUCACGAACAUCAAACCCUCUGAAGGCUUGGGGAUGUACAUCAAAUCCACCUAUGAUGGCCUUCAUGUGAUCACAGGAACCACUGAAGGGUCUCCGGCUGACCGAUGCAAGAAGAUCCACGCAGGAGAUGAAGUCAUUCAAGUCAAUCACCAGACUGUGGUGGGCUGGCAGUUACGUAACCUGGUCGGCUCAUUGAGAGCCGAUAAAGGCGUGGUGUCCCUGACUCUGAAGAAGCGUCCACAGAGCACGCUCAGCUCGGCCCCCGCACUGCUGAAGAACAUGCGCUGGAAACCGCUGGCCCUGCAGCCAACCAGGAGCCCAGGCAGCGGAUCAGCCACACCCGCUGACACACCCACCAAGAGCUCCGCCCUCCAGGAUCUCUUCAUCCCGCCUCCACCUGCAGAGCCUUACACACCCAGAGACGAGACAGCAGCCUCGUCUGGAGAUGAAGCAUCUCGUAACCACAGCGGCGUCAGUACUGCUAAACGUUCGGAGUCACCAAACUCCUUCCUUGAUCAAGCGUCUCGACACCGAGAGGAGGAGGAGCCAGUUUACUGCACCACACCUACUUUUGGCAAGCUGAGGCCCAUCUCCAUGCCUGCUGAGUGCAACUGGGUGGGCAGCUACGAGGAUCCAGCCAAACUGAACAGAGAAACACACAGAGAAACCUCGUUGAUGCGCUACAUGGGCUUGUCCAGAAAGGAGGAGCGCAGCGGGUCAUGUGAUUACUCCUCUCACACCACCCGCCCAGGCAAACGCUCCAAUGACACGGCCAAGCGUGCCAAGAGGCGGAGCCACCACAGUCAAAGCCCCUCCCACUACGUUCUUCCCCCCAAUCAGAGAGACUCGCCUCAGAGAGACUCGGCCUCCAGUUAUCAUACAUACCAGCAACAGUCCUCUGUGCAGUCCAAGAACAGGAGGAAGAACAAAGGGCGGAGUUUGGCCUUGCUGAGUCGGAGGCGUGUCUCCUGCAAGGCGCUGGGCAGAGGCGACUGCGAAGGCUGGUUGUGGAGAAAGAGGGAUGCGAAGGGGUACUUUUCUCAGAAAUGGAAGAAGUAUUGGUUUGUGCUGAAAGACAACUGCCUGUACUGGUACAUAAACGAGGAGGACGAGAAGGCGGAGGGUUUUGUCAGUCUUCCAGAGUUUAAGAUCGACCGGGCCAGCGAAUGUCGAAAGAAGUAUGCUUUCAAAGCAUGUCACCCCAAGGUCAAGAGCUUCUACUUUGCAGCAGACGGAGUGGAUGACAUGAACAGGUGGUUGAGUCGUCUCAACACGGCGGCCGUUGGAUACGCCGAGCGAGAGCGGAUGCGCCAGGAUCAAGAUUACUGGAGUGAGAGUGAACAUGAGGAGGACACCACCUCCAGUCCCAAGCAGGACAGUCCUCCACCUCCGUAUGACUCGUACCCACGGCCUCCGUCGAUGAGCACUUACCUGGAAGGUCGAACCACCCGCCUGUCUUCCACAGAAACGUCUCGUUCUCGCUCUUCCCAGGAAGACUUCCUGUGCGGCGAACCCUCAGCGGUGGCUGCGGAACCGCAGUACCACCCCGGUCCACUUGGGGCCGGUACCACACACAGUGGAAGAAAGCCAGGGGGCAGCAGCAGCAGCGACAUGCAGUACAGAUGUGACCCUGUGGAGUACCGCUCCAGUCCUGCAGGCGGCAGCAGUGAGACGGGGUCCCCGGGUCGCUCCUCAUCCUCUCAGAGACGUUCCUGGCAGGACCUGAUCGAGACCCCGCUAACGGAGUCUGGACUGCAUUACCUCCAGACCGGACCGCUGGAGGACGCCGUCUUCGCUGAACCCGGUCUCGGAGGCUGCUCCAUGACUGCCGGAGCCGUUUACACUCUCCCUCCACAGAGGAGCGCCCCGUUGCCCAUGGCAAUGCAGAGGCUGAUCCCUAUGGCAACCCAAGGAGAAAAACCCCGCAGCUUCACGCUGCCACGAGACAGCAAUCUACACUUGCUGCUCGCUCUGCCCGCCAAGGAGGGGCGCGCCACACACGGAGGAACGGAUCUGUGUCUGGAGGCUCUGCUACCCGUCUGCACCGUGAGCUCAAACCGGACCUUCUGCUCUCCUGGCGGUGGCUGUGAAGGCGCGUCUUUGGGGGACUUGUUUCGGGCCUGCGAGCAGGGCGGAGUCUGUCCUCUGGGGCGGGGCUCUGAGGCCAAAGGCCAGACGGAGUUUAGGCAGUCGUUCCUGCGACGCGCCGAGGAUCCUCAGCUGAACGAGCGUCUGCACCGCCUGCGCAUACUGACUUCCACGCUGAAGGACAGGGAGGGGGAGCUAGCGCUGAUCGACAGGCUGCUGGCCGCCCCCCAGCUGUCGUCUGCAGACUUCCAGGAGUGGAAGAAGGCCUAUCAGGAGCUGUUCUCUCAGGAGCCGAGCUCGGAGGCCGAGGCGGGGCCGCCCCUCACCCCGUCGCUGUCUCACACGCACUCCUUCAUUGAGACGCACGUCUGACUCUAAGAACUAACUGCUGCAGAUUCACGCCUCAAGGUUGAGGUCAGAGGAAAGUUUUGCAACUUCAAACGCCUCCUAAGCUUUGAAUCACAUCUGUUAGCUGGUUGGUUGUGGUGCUCCAGGCGGCUCCAGGCGGCUCCAGGCGGCUCCAGGCGGCUCCAGGCGGCUCCAGGCUGGGGGUUGCCAUCAUUCUUCAGAAUUACAGUUAGCUUGCGCGCUAUGUAAAUACUCUCCAUGGAAAGCCUUUGAAAGAAGCUGUCACAGCAUCUUCAUCCGUCCUGCUUGUUGUUUACACUGAGUCUCAUGCACAGGGCAGUGACGGGGGUCAUUUUCCAUGAAGCCUUAUCCUUAAUGAUGUAGAUAUUACUGCACAGUCAGUGUGGUGGCAGACAGAAGCAAUGACCUUUUCUUAUCUCUGCAGUUUAUAUUUAGACGUAGAGGCUUUUGUUCAUGCUGGUUAUUGAACUCUAUUCUGUGCGAGGCUGGACCUGAAGCAUGUACCCCCCUCCCUGGAAGAAGAGCCAUUUCACGGGAAAAAUCCACCCAAACUGCUUUAAGAAAGUUUCAUUUGUCCUCAGAUCCUUUUCUCGUGGAGCUGCUGACCUCUGACCCCAUAAAAGCUAAACAGCCCGUUUGAGUCAUGGGUUUGAUUCCCAGAGGGAAACCAAUUGCUCCUUUAAUGUCAAAGCUGCCCCUGGUUGUCCUAAAAGUGGGAGUUUGAUAAACAAACAUGCUGGAUCCCAAAGGUCUGAUUGGAUCUUCAGAAGCUUUUAAAGAAUCACCACAGAUGGUCAAACAAUCAGACUCAUUAUCAUACAAGGUCCUCAAAGGCUUCUUCUGCGUCUGUGAACAUCGCUCUCCUCCGGUGACUUUGCUGCUUCAGCGUUGGGGGCAGGACUUCCUGCCUGACGGCUGUUGAAUUCUGGCUGCGAUUCUCAUGGAGGGCCGGUGGUUCUGGUCUGGGACGUGCCGCCGUUCCUUUGUCUGAAUUCAACACUUCCAAGUUUAGCUGGCUUUAAGUCAGACAAACGGGAAGAUGCGGCGGGAAUGUUGUGGUUCCUUCCUUCAGAGACAUCAGCUGAUCCUUUCCUUCCGUGGGAACAUCCUCAUGGGUGAAUCUCCACCUUGUGUGGAUGCAGUUCCCGUCCUGAUGCGUGUGAGGACGGACACGCGGAGCCAGCUUUGCUUUACGCGUGCGUCUGUUGUUGGAUUAAACAGAUGGACUAACGUCACGUUAAGAGUUAUGAACGUAACGUUUGGUGUUUAUUUCACAGGGACAGUGCACAUCCAAAGCUUUGCUGCAUGUGCCAGAAUGCACCCAAAGCCAUGAAGCUGAAGCACAAAGAUGAAGGCUUUUAGGCACGUUUUCGCUUAGAUCGCACAAACGGAAACGUUUGACAUAACUGAUGUUUUUCACUUAUGGAGACAUAAAUAUGCUGGAAUUGUAAAACUCAAUUCUUAUAACUUUUAUCGUGUUAGAAGAUCAGUCUGAGCAGUUCCCUCCACUGUUACUGAAAGAAGAGUCAAAGCAAAGCUGAUUUUUUCCAGAUUAGUCUUCAAAACUCAGCCUUUGACCAACUCCGUUUGGAUCAUUGUGACCUGGAAUCCUCCACAGAUCAUGUGCUGGGCUUUGAUGUUCCACAUUGCUGAUGGGAACAAAACCCUGAGACUCUGAAAUACGUGGAUGAAGACUUUUCCAAAUGUGUGUAGUACUACUCUGUUGAAGUAUUUCAUGCAGUCAUUGUGUUUUUGUUCCUUUGUUGUGUGUGGAGAAUCUGUUCAUGUCUGCCUUGGUUUGGUCUCCAGUACUUCCUCCAGUUUCUGAGCCUCAGAAGUCUUUGUGUCAGAAUGUCACCAUCAACCCCCCUUUGGCUGUAAUGGAAGGAGGUUUACUCUGCAGUGUUUCGCCAUCAGACUCCUUUCCAUCCCAGCCUGGACUCUCAGGGUGGGGGCCGUAAUGGGGGGUUAUGAAAGCAAAGGUGAAUGGCCCACCUGCCCACCCCAUUCUGAGGUCCUUCCUCUGUGACACCCGGUUGAGUCAGUGAUCACCGUGACAGGCGAGGUUGUUCCGAUGGCAGUGAGGUCCUGUUUUAGUCAAACAUCUUCUGAGGUUUUUUCCCAGCAGCCACUGCAGGAAGGUUGUCCUGUCAUUGUCAUGAACUCCCCACAGGAUUGCUGAGUCAUAUUGUUCUGAUCAGGUAUGCUAAAGGAGAGGUGACCGUGUCAUCUCCCGGAAGGAGCUAACGAAAAACGAGGACUGAUGAAACUUGGUGGUUUGGAUUGUUCUGACCCUUGACAGCACCUUAAAAUAAAUUCUCUUCUGGCAUCUGGUACUUGACCUGAGAGGAAUGUUUUUUAGACUUUGGAUGCAGUUUGGUUGCCAUGUGAUGCUGGUUGCUAAGGAAAGAGGACUUGGACGCAGGUCCAUCAGCCCCAGACGUCAGAAGGAGUUAUAAUUUUAACCCCAGUGUGACUCCCAGUUCCCUCUGAUGCUCCACGAUUUCAUCUGUGGGGCAUCCUGGGGCAGCUUUGUGCCUCCGCUGCCCAAUCCCUGCGAAGCUUUUAUUGUGUUCAUGUUGUUUAUUCAGAUUUAUCUUCAAGUCAUAAAAAUGUACCAGCUUGGUAGCCUUUAGGAAAACGAUUGUUGGUUUUAGUGGCUUUAGUGCAAAACCUCGUUCUUCUUUAAAAAAAAAAUCAGGAAAUUCAGAUUUAUGAAACACAAUCAGUAACAAAUUAGUGUUUAUUUCAUGGAGUUUAAUGAAUCGUAGAUGAUACGAUAAUUAUUUUACGUUUUCAAAGAAAAGUUUAUUUUAUGCCCUAGAUUUUAUUUUCUGUCUCAUCAAUGUCAUAACUCGCCGCGGGUGGAUUUUUAGCUUUCUUUACCGCAUGUAACAUCAACAUAGGAAGUUUAAAAUGAAUGUUUUAUUUAUAUACUGAGAUAAUGCACAAACUACAGAAGCAAUCACCCGUACAAAGGCAGAUGAAGCCGGUCUGAAUUGCUCUUUUAUGCUGCUGCCUGUGAUUGAUUGUAGUAGAAUGUCUUCAAUGAAAAAAUAAAACGAUAUUUAUUUUCUCGUUUGUGUCUUAAUAAUCAGAUUCUGGAGAUUUAAAUGGAUAGAGUACAAAUAUGUGUCAUCAUUUCUUUGGGAAGCCUGUCUUUAAGUAAUGAUGUAAUGAGUAAAUCUCAGUAUUUAUUUAUGUGACUCCUACGUUCUGUUAAGGAUGGGUCAAUAAAGGUUUGAAUGAA
Molecule: messenger RNA, 7146 nt
Organism: Oryzias latipes (Japanese medaka)
Lineage: Eukaryota; Metazoa; Chordata; Actinopteri; Beloniformes; Adrianichthyidae
Gene: cnksr2a
Product: connector enhancer of kinase suppressor of Ras 2a
Biological process (GO): regulation of signal transduction
Cellular component (GO): cytoplasm; membrane
Molecular function (GO): protein binding
Source: RefSeq, a predicted model, not a curated record